AUGCGCGGCAGCCGCAGCGUCUCUGGCUACCGCGACUCCACCUUCGGCUCAGACGCCGAGCUGCAGGCGCCAAUCCGUUCGCCACCAUUACCCACGGCGGUAGCAAGGAAGCUGAGCAGAGCUCAGGCGGCGGCGUGCGCCCGCUACGAGCAUGUGCAUGACCCAUGCGCGCUGGCUGACAAGCAUGAUGACGAGCUCGUGAUGGCAUGGACAAGGACUACGCCGGUCACGGGUCACCACGUGCCCAAUAGGCUGAAGCACAACAGACGCUUCGACACGCAGCCGUUCGCCACCGUCUUCGUGCUCACAGACCACAUAUACUGGGGCGCAGUGCUGCCGAUCGUCAUGGACAUCUUGUGCUCGUCCCAGGGGCUGCUGUUCCUGUACACGAUAAAGAAUGACAACAACGGUGAGCGUGGGAACAUCCCGUUGUACUCGGCGUGA
Messenger RNA from Phytophthora sojae, 444 nucleotides. RefSeq lists its product as hypothetical. Bases 1 to 444 code for a protein of 147 amino acids. The transcript is spliced from 3 exons. The record is from RefSeq and is a predicted model, not a curated record. NCBI's taxonomy places the organism in Eukaryota, Oomycota, Peronosporomycetes, Peronosporales, Peronosporaceae.